Ceraceosorus guamensis is the source of this 563-nucleotide messenger RNA. RefSeq lists its product as hypothetical. Bases 93 to 374 code for a protein of 93 amino acids. The transcript is spliced from 2 exons. The record is from RefSeq and is a predicted model, not a curated record. NCBI's taxonomy places the organism in Eukaryota, Fungi, Basidiomycota, Exobasidiomycetes, Ceraceosorales, Ceraceosoraceae.
GAGGCAGCAACGAUGACCAUGUCGAACGGCGCGCCCACACUUCGACUACUCUUUCUCCCGCGCUCGCACCCUCCCCUCCCCUUCACCCCACCAUGAGGUUCGUCUCGCUGGCAACCCUGAUCACGCUCUCGACCUGGCUUGCGCUGGGCAGUGCUGCACCGCUCGAGGGAAGCGCUGUAGGCGAUCUCUACGCUCGCGCGGCGGCAAGCACCAAAAGCUGCACAAAAAGCGCUCAGUGCAGCUCGGGAAACUUUUGCAAUCGCAACAAGUGCGCCCCUCUGGCUCCUGUUGGAGCAGGCUGCUACAAAAACUCGGGUUGCUCUGCGCCCGGUAUAUGUUUCAACAGCAAAUGCCUCGGUAAUAGCGCCAAGUGAGCUUCUCUUUCGCCUUGCGUGUCGAGGCUUCGGCUCCCCGCUGACGUUGCGCUACACAGACCCUCGGGCGCGCCUUGCCGUGCCAGUACUGAAUGCACCAGCGCUUAUUGCGGCUACUCGACGUGUCGAGUCAAGGCUGCGAGUGGUGCUUCUUGCUACAAAGAUGUCGGUUGCGAGUCGGGAAAAUGU